GGAUUAGAACGCAAUGCAGACGGCUACUUAGAAACGUCGGUCGCGUUUAGUACUUCGGUGCAUGUUUGAUUUAUGUCUAGGAUUACUAGAUAUGAAAAUGCUGAGGAUAAAAAUUGAAUGGAGUUUCUUCGGUGCUCUUUUAUUUUGCUUACUACCGGACUGUUCAUUAGCUGGAAUACACCUGUCUCAUUCGAAAGCGACAAUAGAACUUGGCCAUAACUUUAUGGUAACGUGUAGAGAUGAAGCCGGCCGCCCUGUGUCUUGGAGCGGACCCAAAGGAACGUUAGGCACGAAAAGUCACCCAGGAGUUGAAGUUAGCUCAUACGGCACAUCCCUCGCCUUUGUUCCGGUCACUAAGGAAGACAGUGGAACUUACAGCUGCCGCGUGGGUCACGACGUUUCCCAAUUUCAUCUUACAGUUGAAGUUCCAAUUACGUUUAUGGAUACGCCACCCGAACAAAUCGGCGAAGAGAACUUGGACGUAACGUUGCGUUGCGAGGUGAAAGGAGGAGAUAAAACGGUAUUAAUUUGGACUAGCGAAGGAAAAGAAUUGCAACCACCAAAAUACCAACAGAUGGGCGAUGGACUAUUGAUAAGGAACGUAACGAGAGCGGACAGCAAAACGUACACGUGUCGAGCGAUGCAAAGGACAACCGGAAACAUAAGGGAUCAAAAUAUUAUUCUGAAGGUUGAACAUAAACCAGUUCCUCGGUUCCCUCACUUGUGGAAACAGAUCGAGCAGGCUUGGGCGUUUAUUGGCGGCGAUGUUAAUUUGACCUGCGAGGUCGACGCGAAUCCGCCAGCGAAGUUCGAGUGGUUCCGCAAAAAUCGUCUCGUCACCGUAAGGGAUAAGGCAGCCAUCCAUGAACCUCAUAGAUCAAUCCUUCAGCUUCACGCGAAUAAUUCGAUCGUUUUCGGCGAUUAUAAAUGUAGAGCGACGAACCGAUUGGGGAAGCUCGAAAAGUUUAUCACACUCCAACAGGGAGUGCAGCCCGAUCCUCCAGACAUAGUUAGAUUGCACGAAGCAAGACGGCACACCAUCAGUUUAACUGUCGAAGGGCCUGAUAUGACGAAUAGGACGAUUGCCGCUAGCAUGCUACCUUCCGGCUAUCGCAUACAGUAUAAGGCCACUGAGGAAAAUUUGGAUUGGGAUCAUGCGAUGACAACAGUGACAUUUUAUGAUGAAUGGCACUUUGUCAUGCACGAACAAGGACUGUAA
Molecule: messenger RNA, 1219 nt
Organism: Photinus pyralis (common eastern firefly)
Lineage: Eukaryota; Metazoa; Arthropoda; Insecta; Coleoptera; Lampyridae
Product: lachesin-like
Exons: 8
Coding region: 62-1219 (385 amino acids)
Cellular component (GO): neuron projection
Source: RefSeq, a predicted model, not a curated record